This is a messenger RNA of Helobdella robusta, 2532 nucleotides long. RefSeq lists its product as hypothetical. Bases 1 to 2532 code for a protein of 843 amino acids. The transcript has 4 exons. The record is from RefSeq and is a predicted model, not a curated record. Gene Ontology annotation, cellular component: cytoplasm. Lineage: Eukaryota; Metazoa; Annelida; Clitellata; Rhynchobdellida; Glossiphoniidae.
AUGGCAACCUACUGUCCACAACUAAUGCCAAGAAAUCCAACGACAAACACAAACCAAAUAAAAAAACAUCAUGGUAGUGACAAGUUGAAUACACUUUUCACUGUGGCAACAUGGAACGUUAGAACGUUGUACCAAACUGGAAAAUUUGAAAAUGUAAAACAAGAAAUGAAAAGAAUGAAUCUCAGCAUUAUUUUCACGAUGUCUCUGCCGUUCUCAAAAGGAAAAAUAAAAGUUUUCAUUUCAUCUGUAUGCUUGGAUAAAGAGAUACACCUUCAACAACAGCGUGUGGUGCAGUGCCUAGAAGCCCGCCAGAUACCUCACACUGUGGCCGACCUAGCCACGGACAACUACAGCAAGAGGGAGUUGAGGAUGCUGAUGUUGGGAAAACCCAAACCACCUCCACAGAUUUUUAACGGAAAUACCCAUUGCGGAGAUUACCAAGCUUUCAAUGUAGCCCUUGAAGAUGAAAUGCUGGAGGAAUUCUUGCAACUUUCAGAUGGAAAGAAAAAGAAAAAGGAGGAAGGAAAAGAAUGUAAGACAGACGACAAAAUUGACAAAAAAACAGAAAACAAGGAGAACAAAGCCAAAGAAAAAUCAGAUGAAAAACAAAUAAAAAACUCUGUGAAUGAUACAGAGGAAAAUAAAAACAUAAAAGUAGCGCCAGCGGUUAGCGACAAAAACGUCGAAGAAAAAAUAUUCAAAAAUGCAAGAAAGAAAGAAGGCAGUUCUGGUGAUGAUGAUAGUAGUGAGACAUCUGACAGCUCUGACGGUGAUGAUGAUGAGGAUGAUGAUUCAAGCAGCGACUCAACGAAAAAAUCAGGUGACAACGACGAUGACGAUGACAAAAAAUCUGUAGAUAAAACGAAAGAUAAAACUUUUCAAAAGAACUCAAACGUUGAAAAUAAAAAGGAUAAAGACCCUGUCAGCAAACUAACUUCAGAUAUCAAAAAUAAAAUAAUCCAGAAAGAAGAUGACAAUUCAACUAGUAAAAUAAAUGAAAGUAAAUCAGAAACUGCAAAAAACAAUCAGAAAAAAAAAAAAAUGUCGAAUUUACGUGGGAACAAAAUUGGUCAAGAGAAUGUAAAAAAUGUAGAAAAAACUGAGAACUCUGAUGAAAGUAGUAAAGAAUGCAAAAGUUCUGACUCCUCCUCGUCGUCGUCGUCGUCGGAUUCAAGCGACGAUUCAUCAGAAUCAUCGGAAGAAGAAAGUGAUGAACAUUCGAACGAAAAACUAAUUGAAAAAAAUUGCCCGAAGAUGGAAAACAAAAAAGGGGAAAACGCGUCUGCUAAGCUUAUCUCUGAUAGCAUAUCGGCCAAAAAUAAUGAUGAAAAGGUUAGAUCGAAAGAAGAUAAAGUUGUAGAAAUUAAACAAGAUAAAAAUCAAACCAAAAAAUUAAAUGAAAAGGAAAUCAUUAACCUUAAAAGCACCGCAAACAAAGCUAAAGAUGUUGAGAAAAAAGAAACAAAACAAAGUAGCUCUGAUGAAAGUAGUGAGACGUCUGAUAGUUCAGAUGAUUCAAGUGAUUAUUCGUCCGAAGAGAGUGAUUCCGAUAAAAAAUCUGAAGACAAAACUUUAGCCGGAAAAUCAAAAACAGAUUGCAAGAAAGAAACUAUUGCUGCUACUACUACUACUGCUGCUGCUGCUGCUUCUACUGCUGCUGCUGAUAAACACAAAUUAAAAAGUGAAGACAAAAAAGAGCAGUUGGAGAAAAACAAUCUUGAACUGACGAAGGAUAAAAAAGAAAUUUCUAGAAAAACAGAAAUCGCGCCGAAACCGACGUUAAGGAUUGACGAUGGAAAAAUCAUCCCGAGAGCCGACCGACCAUCUUACACGAGAGCUUCAGCAGCUAACAAAACAAUGCUCGACAAAGAAAAAACAAACGAUAAAAUAAAGGAGGAUAAAAUUGAAGAAAUGGAUAGAAACACAAUUUCGAAGAACAAAUAUGAGAAACCUUCAAUCUCAAAACAAACAAACGAACUUCAAAAAGAGAAAACAAUUCUACAAGCAAAAUUUUCUCCACAUCCACCACCUCCACCACCGCCUCCACCACCGCCGCCACAACCGCCGACGUUAUUCUCAAUCACGAAAAAUUCAAAAACAACAGGACAACCUAACUCUGCUUCAGGUUCAAAAAGUCAGCUGGAAGAUGAAAUCAAACAGAAAAUGAGUUCUCUCAACAAAAAGCCAACUUCACUAAAUAGAAAAGACCCGAGAACAACGCUAGCUUCAACUCUACCAUCCACAAAAGCAAAACCUUCCCCUCAAACCCCACAGCCAUUUGACCCAUCCAGGCUCCCCCAAAUUUCCACCAAAGAUCUCAUCAGCGGUCGCAUUGCUCUCAAAUCUAAAUACGAUAAAUCGAUACCAAAAACCGCGAAGUUAUCUACUCUAUCAACUGCAAAACCAGGAACAACAAAAAAUAUUUCUUCUCUUUUGAAGAAUGAAACCAAGGGCGAUGCUGCUGAAAGUUGCACAAAAUCUCAGCCUACCUCCGCUGCUCUUAGAGGCAUUUCCAGUUUGAAGAGAGUAUGA